AUGCUUUCCCUCAAAGCUCUCCUGCUCGUUUCCGUCUCUUGCCUAGCACAUCUGGCAGCGGCUAGUCCCCUAGACCAUCCUGGCCUGGAAGUCAGGCAAGAAAUCUGCGUCCCCGGUAGCAAGGGCGGGGACAAGGCCACCAUAGGGGACCUCUGCACCAAAUGCAACGUUAACAACUGUCGGAAGGUUGCUGGACAACCACCUUGCUGUUAA
Molecule: messenger RNA, 213 nt
Organism: Pyricularia oryzae 70-15
Lineage: Eukaryota; Fungi; Ascomycota; Sordariomycetes; Magnaporthales; Pyriculariaceae
Exons: 2
Coding region: 1-213 (70 amino acids)
Source: RefSeq, a predicted model, not a curated record